Molecule: messenger RNA, 276 nt
Organism: Rotaria sp. Silwood1
Lineage: Eukaryota; Metazoa; Rotifera; Eurotatoria; Philodinida; Philodinidae
Source: the annotation of a GenBank genome assembly
AUGGAUCCAAAAUGUACUGUUUGUGAAAAAACUGUAUAUGCAACAGAAAAAAUAAUGGUUAAUAAUAAAGCAUAUCAUAAACCAUGUUUUCGAUGUGCACAUUGUAAAUCUGUUCUCAAACCGGGUAAUUUUACAUCAAAUGAUGGUAAAAUUUAUUGCAAAACUCAUUAUAUGCAAUUAUUCAAAAUCAAAGGAAAUUAUAAAUCAGGUUUUUCGAAUGAAAGCAAUGUAACUGGUGACACAAUCAAUAUUAAUAAUCCUCCAACCGAUCAAUAA